UAGAACAUCUGUCUAAUAUUAAAACAGAAGAUACAGAGGGAGAAGAAGAGACGUAUGUGACUGUUAUAAAAGAAGAAGAUAUAGACGGAGAAGAGGAGACAUAUGUGACUGAUAUAAAGGCAGAAGAUAUAGAGGGAGAAGAGGAGACGUAUGUGACUGAUAUAAAGACAGAAGAUAUAGAGGGAGAAGAAGAGACAAAUGUGACCGAUAUAAAGGCAGAAGAUAUAGAGGGAGAAGAAGAGACAUAUGUGACUGAUAUGAAGGAAGAAGAUACAGAGGGAGAAGAAGACACGUAUGUGAGGGGUAAUCAGCAGUGUAAGGAGGAGGAGAUCCCUACAGAUAUCAGCACAGAUGGACACACAAGCAGGAAUAUCUCAGAAGGACAUCUAAUGUUAUCCCUGGAUUGUGAAAUAAAAGAUGACAGUAGACAAGAAUCUCCAGGAGAUAACCCCAUUACCCCAAUUAUACAUCCAGCUCUAUCAGCUGGUCCCCCUGAUCCUGCAAAAUGUUCUCCUGAUCACUCUGAUAUUGGUGUAUCUGGUACAGCUCUGAGAGUAGAUACAGAGUUUCCAUGUGCUAUAGAUGCCAAAUGUUUUACACAGAACACAAAGCCUAUUAACCCACAGACCGGUAAGGCAGGUGAGAGGCCAUUUCUAUGUUCUGUGUGUGGGAAAUGUUUUGCAUACAAAUCAGUUCUUAUUAGACAUCAGAAAAGUCACACAGGUGAGAAGCCAUUUCCAUGUCCUGAGUGUGGGAAAUGUUUUGCACGGAAAUCAGAUCUUCCUAUACAUCACAGAAGUCACACAGAUGAGAAGCCAUUUCCAUGUUCUGAGUGUGGGAAAUGUUUCACACAGAAAUCAGUUCUUGUUACACAUCAGAGAAGUCACACAGGUGAGAAGCCAUUUCCAUGUUCUGAGUGUGGGAAAUGUUUUGCAUACAAAUUAGUUCUUAUUAGACAUCAGAGAAGUCACACAGGUGAGAAACCGUAUUCCUGUUCUGAGUGUGGGAAAUGUUUUUCAUCGAAAUCAGAUCUUGUUAGUCAUCAGAGAAUUCACACAGGUGAGAAGCCAUAUUCCUGUUCUGAGUGUGGUAAAUGUUUCGCACAGAAAUCAGCUCUUGUUUCACAUCAGAGAAGUCACACAGGUGAGAAGCCAUAUUCCUGUUCUGAGUGUGGGAAAUGUUUCGCACAGAAAUCAGCUCUUGUUACACAUCAGACAAGUCACACAGGUGAGAAGCCGUAUUCCUGUUCUGAGUGUGGGAAAUGUUUUGCACAGAAAUCAGCUCUUGUUACACAUCAGACAAGUCACACAGGUGAGAAGCCGUAUUCCUGUUCUGAGUGUGGGAAAUGUUUCGCACAGAAAUCAGCUCUUGUUACACAUCAGACAAGUCACACAGGUGAGAAGCCGUAUUCCUGUUCUGAGUGUGGGAAAUGUUUUAUCCAGAAAUUACAUCUUAUUAAACAUGAGAGAAGUCACACAGGCGAGAAGCCAUUUUCUUGCUAUGAGUGUGGGAAAUGUUUUAUCCAGAAAUCACAUCUUAUUAAACAUGAGAGAAGUCACACAGGCGAGAAGCCAUUUUCUUGCUAUGAGUGUGGGAAAUGUUUUACCUGGAAAUCACAAUUUGUUACACAUCAGCGAAGUCACACAGGUGAGAGGCCAUUUCCAUGUUCUGAGUGUGGGAAAUGUUUUAUCCAGAAAUCACAUCUUAUUAAACAUGAGAGAAGUCACACACGCGAGAAGCCAUUUUCUUGCUAUGAGUGUGGGAAAUGUUUUAUCCAGAAAUCACAUCUUAUUAAGCAUGAGAGAAGUCACACAGGCGAGAAGCCAUUUUCUUGCUAUGAGUGUGGGAAAUGUUUUACCUGGAAAUCACAACUUGUUACACAUCAGCGAAGUCACACAGGUGAGAGACCAUUUCCAUGUUCUGAGUGUGGGAAAUGUUUUGCACACAAAUCAGAUCUUAUUAAACAUGAGAGAAGUCACACAGGUGAGAAGCCAUUUUCUUGCUAUGAGUGUGGGAAAUGUUUUACCUGGAAAUCACAACUUGUUACACAUGAGCGAAGUCACAGAGGUGAGAAGCCAUUUUCUUGCUCAGAAUGUGGGAAAUGUUUUACACGGAAAUUAGAUCUUUUUACACAUCAGAGAAGUCACACAGGUGAGAAGCCAUUUUUUGCUCAGAAUGUGGGAAAUGUUUUACACGGAAAGGAUUUACUGAGAUUCAUAGACAAACUCAACAAUUAUCUUAAUCUGAAGCUUACCCAUGCUAUCAGCAAACAAGAAGCAACCUUUCUGGAUCUAUAUCUCAGUGUGAACUUACAGGGAUAUCUCCAGAAAGAGCUAUUUAGGAAAAGUACAGCGACGAACAGUCUCCUACAUAAGAGCAGUGCCCACUUUCCCCCUACAAUUAAGAACUUACCUAAGGGUGAGUUUCUUAGACUCAGGAGAAACUGUUCUACCAAACAAACAUAUCUGGACAAAAGUAAAGAACUAACAGUCAGACUCCGGGAAAGGGGCUAUAGCAACAAACUUAUCAAAUCGGCAAAGUAUCAUGCAUCCCGGAUUGAGAGAGAAACCCUUAUCUUCCCACAAGAUGAAAAGAAGACUGAAUCUACGGUAGUGAGAUACGUUACCAAUUUCUGUCAGGAAUGGAGAGAAUUACAGACACUGGUCCAGAGACAUUGGAAGGUCUUACUUAUGGAUGAGGACCUGCAGAAAGUUCUGGGAGUUAGACCCUCCUUUAGCUGGAGAAGGGCCAGUAGCUUAAAGGACAAACUGGUAAAAAGCCACUUUGUCAGGAAUCCGCCUUGUAAGACCCCACUGAAAGGUACAUACCCUUGUGGUAAAUGUAAGGCCUGUACUCUUAUCAUCAGAAAGGAUCAGAUAAGGGAUAGAUUUGACAACAAUAUCAAACUGGAACAGUUUAUCAACUGUGACACCAUGGGAGUGGUAUACUGUCUGGAAUGUAGCUGUAAUUUAAGGUACGUAGGUAUGACAACCCGCGUACUUAAACAAAGAAUCUUAGAGCAUGUGGGCAACAUUAGGAAUGCCGCUUCGGAUCUAGCCAAGCAUAAAAAACUCACGUCAGUGGCUAGACAUUUCAUGAGAUACCAUGAGGGACAAACACAAGGAUUACAGGCCUUUGACCUGGAACGUGUCAGACAUGGAACACAUGGUGGAGAUUUUAGUAAAGAACUACUCCGGAAGGAAAGCAAGUGGACGUACAGAUUAAACACACCCAGUAACAGAGAUACCCCAGAGAGAUGUCCCCGUCCUCUGUAUUCCCAGGACUGUACAGAGGAGAAUCACAGGAUCCCACAGGAGGAUCAGGUAGAACGUCUUUCUCGUAUAAAGGUAGAAGAUAUAGAGGGAGAAGAAGAGACGUAUGUGACUGAUAUAAAGGCAGACGAUACAGAGGGAGAAGAAGAGACGUAUGUGACUGAUAUGAAGGCAGAAGAUAUAAGGAGAGAAGAAGAGACGUAUGUGACUGAUAUAAAGGUAGAAGAUACAGAGGGAGAAGAAGAGACGUAUGUGACUGAUAUGAAGGCAGAAGAUAUAAGGAGAGAAGAAGAGACGUAUGUGACUGAUAUAAAGGUAGAAGAUACAGAGGGAGAAGAAGAGACGUAUGUGACUGAUAUGAAGGCAGAAGAUAUAGAGGGAGAAGAAGAUACGUAUGUGAGGGGUGAUCAGCAGUGUAAGGAGGAGGAGAUCCCUACACAUAUUAGCACAGCAGAUGGACACACAAACAGGAAUAUCUCAGAAGGACAUCUAAUGUUAUCCCCGGAUUGUGACAUAAAAGAUGACAGUAGACAGGAUUCUCCAGGAGCUACUCCCAUUACCCCAAUUAUACAUCCAGCUCUAUCAGCUGAUCCCUCUGAUCCUGGGAAAUGUUCUCCUGAUCACUCUGAUAUUGGUGCAUCUGUUACAGCUCUGACAGUAGAUACAAUAUUUCCCUGUUCUAUAGAUGCCAAAUGUGUUACAGAGAAUACAAAGCUUAUUACCCAUCAGCCUGCUAAGGCAGGUGAGAAGCAAUUUCCAUGUUCUGAGUAUGGAAAAUGUUUUACAUACAAAUCAGGUCUUGUUACACAUCAGAGAAGGCACACAGGUGAGAAGCCAUUUUCAUGUUCUGAGUGCGGGAAAUGUUUUACCUGGAAAUCACAACUUGUUACACAUCUGCGAAGUCACACAGGUGAAAAUACAUUUCCAUGUUCUGAGUGUGGGAAAUGUUUUACAUAUAAAUCACAACUUGUAAUACAUAAGAGAAUACAUACAGGUGAGAAACCAUAUUCCUGUUCUGAGUGUGGGAACUGUUUUACAUACAAAUCAACUCUUGAUGCACAUAAGAGAAGUCACACAGGUACAUCACCAUUUCCAUGUUCUGAGUGUGGGAAAUAUUUUGCACAGAAAUCACAACUUGCUAGACAUCAGAGAAGUCACACAGGUGAGAAGCCAUUUCCAUGUCCUGAGUGUGGUAAAUGUUUUGCACAAAACUCAGAUCUGGUUAGUCAUAACAGAAGUCACACAGGUGAGAAUCCAAUUUCUUGCUCUGAGUGUGGGAAAUGUUUUGCCCGGAAAUCACAACUUGUUAUACAUCAGAGAAGUCACACAGGUGAGAAGCCAUUUCCAUGUCCUGAGUGUGGUAAAUGUUUUGCACAAAAAUCGGAUCUUGUUAGUCAUAACAGAAGUCACACAGGUGAGAAGCCAAUUCCUUGCUCUGAGUGUGGGAAAUGUUUUGCCCGGAAAUCACAACUUGUUAUACAUCACAGAAGUCACACAGGUGAGAAGCCAUUUUCUUGCUCUGAGUGUGGGAAAUGUUUUGGCCGGAAAUCAGAUAUUGUUAGACAUCAGCGAAGUCACACAGGUGCGAGGCCAUUUCCAUGUUCUGAGUGUGGAAAAUGUUUUGCACACAAAUCACAUCUUGUUAUUCAUCAGAGAAAUCACACAGGUGAGAAGCCUUUUUCUUGCUCUGAGUGCACGAAAAGUUAUACUCAGAAAUCAGAACUUGUUACACAUCAGAGAAGUCACACAGGUGAGAAGCCAUUUCCAUGUCCUGAGUGUGGGAAAUGUUUUUCACACAAAAAAGAUCUUUUUAUACAUGAGAAAAGUCACACAGGUGAGAAGCCAUUUUCUUGCUCUGAGUGUGGGAAAUGUUUUUCGCUCAAAUCAGCUCUUGUUAUACAUCAUAGAAGUCACACAGGUGAGAAGCCAUUUUCUUGCUCUGAGUGUGGGAAAUGUUUUAGACAGAAAUCACAUCUUGUUACACAUCAGCAAAGUCACACAGGUGAGAAUCAAUUUCCAUGCUCUGAGUGUGGGAAAGGUUUUGCACACAAAUCAGCUCUUGUUGUACAUCAUAGAAAUCACACAGGUGAGAAGCCAUUUCCAUGUUCUGAGUGUGGGAAAUGUUUUGCACACAACUCAGCUCUUGUUAUACAUCACAGAAGUCACACAGGUGAGAAGCCAUUUCCAUGUUCUGAGUGUGGGAAAUGUUUUACACACAAAUCACAAUUUGUUACACACCAGAGAAGUCACACAGGUGAGAAUCCAUUUCCAUGCUCUGAGUGUGGGAAAGGUUUUGCAGACAAAUCAGCUCUUGGUGUACAUCAUAGAAGUCACACAGGUGAGAAGCCAUUUCCAUGUUCUGAGUGUGGGAAAUGUUUUGCACACAACUCAGCUCUUGUUAUACAUCACAGAAGUCACACAGGUGAGAAGCCGUAUUCCUGUUCUGAGUGUGGGAAAUGUUUUACAUCGAAAUCAUAUAUUGUUACACAUCAGAGAAGUCACACAGGUGAGAAGCUGUUUUCCUGUUCUGAGUGUGGGAAAUGUUUUGCACAGAAAUCGGAUCUUUUUAAACAUCAGAGAAGUCACACAGGUGAGAAGCCGUAUUCCUGUUCUGAGUGUGGGAAAUGUUCUACAUCGAAAUCAAAUCUUGUUACACAUCAGAAAAGUCACACAGGUGAGAAGCCGUAUUCCUGUUCUGAGUGUGGGAAAUGUUUUGCACAGAAGUCAGCUUUUGUUACACAUCAGAGAAGUCACACAGGUGAGAAGCCGUAUUCCUGUUCUGAGUGUGGGAAAUGUUUUACAUUGAAAUCAAAUCUUGUUAAACAUCAGAGAAGUCACACAGGUGAGAAGCCGUAUUCCUGUUCUGAGUGUGGGAAAUGUUUUACAUUGAAAUCAAAUCUUGUUAGACAUCAGAGAAGUCACACAGGUGAGAAGCCGUUUUCCUGUUCUGAGUGUGGGAAAUGUUUUGCACAGAAGUCAGCUUUUGUUACACAUCAGAGAAGUCACACAGGUGAGAAGCCGUAUUCCUGUUCUGAGUGUGGGAAAUGUUUUACAUUGAAAUCAAAUCUUGUUAAACAUCAGAGAAGUCACACAGGUGAGAAGCCGUAUUCCUGUUCUGAGUGUGGGAAAUGUUUUACAUUGAAAUCAAAUCUUGUUAGACAUCAGAGAAGUCACACAGGUGAGAAGCCGUUUUCCUGUUCUGAGUGUGGGAAAUGUUUUGCACAGAAGUCAGCUUUUGUUACACAUCAGAAAAGUCACACAGGUGAGAAGCCAUUUUCAUGCUGUGAGAAAUAAAUCCGCCCUUGUUGAACAUAUUAGACAUUACCCAAGUACGGAACCAUUGAAAUCUUCUGGAGUAUAAUUAUCACUGUCAUGCAAUGUUCCUCAAGGGUCAAUCCUAUCUCCUAUGCUUCAUGCAAUAUACAGU
Molecule: messenger RNA, 6699 nt
Organism: Pseudophryne corroboree (corroboree frog)
Lineage: Eukaryota; Metazoa; Chordata; Amphibia; Anura; Myobatrachidae
Exons: 7
Coding region: 258-6566 (2102 amino acids)
Biological process (GO): regulation of transcription by RNA polymerase II
Molecular function (GO): RNA polymerase II cis-regulatory region sequence-specific DNA binding; DNA-binding transcription factor activity
Source: RefSeq, a predicted model, not a curated record